Molecule: messenger RNA, 570 nt
Organism: Emericellopsis cladophorae
Lineage: Eukaryota; Fungi; Ascomycota; Sordariomycetes; Hypocreales; Bionectriaceae
Product: Fcf2 pre-rRNA processing
Exons: 2
Coding region: 1-570 (189 amino acids)
Biological process (GO): RNA processing
Cellular component (GO): nucleolus
Molecular function (GO): RNA binding
Source: RefSeq, a predicted model, not a curated record
AUGACAAGCCUCGCCGAUAUCGAUCUCGAUGGCUUGCUUCGUAAAGCUGAGGCACGGUUCUCGACAACCAGCGAUGGCCAGCAAACCGACAACAAGCUUCCUUUGUCCGGGAGCUUGACAUCUGUUCUGAGUCGUAGCCAGACCCCUCACGAGGCCCCUCGCGAAGCCUUGUCAGUGCGCCAGAUCCAGCCCACGAAAACUCCAAACGAGGAUACCGCCGGGAAAAAUUGGUUCCAUCUCCCCAAGGCCGACGCGACUUCCGAGCUGAAGAGAGACUGGCAAAUCCUCCGUAUGCGCAAUGUCUUGGAUCCUAAGCAGCAAAGAAAGGCCUUACGGCCUGAAAUUCCCAAGUACGCUCAAGUUGGGGAAAUUGUUGCUGGACCGACGGACUUCUACAGCGCAAGAAUGACACGCAAGGAGCGGAAGCGCAACUUGCUUCAGGAAGCACUAGACUCUCGAGACGAGUCAAAGAUGCGUCACAAGUACGCCAAUAUUCAGCAAGAAAAGACCAGUGGAAAGAAAGGCUCUUACCGGAAGUUCGUGUCCCACCGGAAGAAGUUCAAGGGAUGA